CUCGGAAACCAGAUGCCAUAAAAACACGACCAUGGUGUACUGAGUUGGGACACAUUUGCUCGUGUUUGUUUCAUGUUAACAAAUCUAUCCAUCGAUUACUCAGCUGUGGUUUGAAUGGGAUGAACAAAGCUGUAAACACAGCUCUUGAAGGCUUCAUCUGCCCUGCAUGUUUGGUCGACUUUCCGAGUGCAUCGAAGCUUCAAGAUCACUGGUUGAAGUUUCAUUCGCCCAAAGUCACCGCCAGCGGAACUGAUCGCGUUUCUGAUGAUUACGAAUCUAUACCAGAUGAUUCUUCACCGGAUUGUGCUCCUCAGGUGUGAAUUGUUUUUGUUUAGACAAUGAGGAAUUCAGGAGAAGUUUUGAAAAUGAGAUUCCUUGUCAAAUGGCUUAGUAUUUCACAGCAGGAUUUCUGAGAUAUCGUUGACUCCGCAGAGCAAGCGUUGUAAAUAUUGACAUUUUGUAAUAUUUAUUUAGAGAAAACGACAGUUCUAACAGGGUUUGACUCUGUGAUAGAAGGGAGUCUCAUAUGGAAGUGGUCUUAGUUCAUUCGACAAACACAGAUAAUUUUUUUUGUGCACAUAUGGGGCCUCGAAACUAAUUAUUCGUUUCGUGAACGUGGGGGACAUAGGUCUAACAGAAUUCACUAAUAAUAGGGCUUAUUGCAGCUUAUAUUCUAAUUCAAUCAAGAUACAAGAAGCAGAAAUAACAGUCUCCUUGAUAUUGUUAACAUAAUUUAGCUUCAUCGUAGUUUCUCGUGAGAAUUUUUUUUUACUUCCGAGUUAUUUGAGCACGAAUUCUGCAAAGAUGUGUUCAAUACAAGCCUCAAACGCAUCCGACAUUGAAUGUAGCAAAGUCCGAAAGAAAUGUACACAGACUCUUAAACUAUUUCUACGCCGUUUUAAAUGAAUCUUCAUAAUCGAUUUGUAAUCAUUUUAAAGGACAGGAUUUUUCUGUGUUUUUAAAUGGAUCUUUUUAGGGAAAUUAAUUUUGUUACCUGUAUUGAUCUCUUACACUUUUUAGGCAAAUUAAUUUAACCCAAUGUACUUCAAGCUGUCAAUAGCGCCAAAUUAGCAUAUGAAUGUCAAAUAUUUAUUUUGGUGUCGAAAUUUCUAGAUUUUGUGGUCCAAAUGAAUCAAAAGAAUUGCUUAUUUAUUGAAUGGGUACUUUUCAUUAAUGUGGCAAUUGCUUAUGAUGUAGGUAUGUGCAUAUAUGGCUUUGGCUUCCUGUCAAGGAACUGCUCCAAUAUUUAAAAUGAAUUGGUUAGAACAGAUUGUUUGCUUGUGAUUUCACAUUAUGACUGGCUCUGAAAGAGUUAUGCUAUGGUAACGAAUGGUAAAAACCAAAAGAAAAACUAUGAUUAACCAAGUGUAAACUGCACGAUAUGUGGAAGGAAAUGGUGAGGGUUAACUUUGCUAACCUGGUCUGUGACAGAAAAAAUUUUAUUUUAAAAUUGUUUUAGCAAACAACAUUAGCCACUUGACAGAAUUUUACUGUGAGAUUAUGCCAUGAGGCAAUAUUGCUCUACCUUUGUGUUUUCUCUUCAUGAGUGUUCUGCUGUGUUGAUGUUAGUUUUAAAAAUAAUUAAACAAUCACUCAAACAUAUGCAUCGAUCAGAUUCUCAAUUAAAAGACUUUUGCUAUAUCUGUUAUUAUUUAAAACAAGUUUAUAAGGUUAGUUUUUCUUUUUUUGUGUCCAUUCAGUGAUACUUGUAUCAGUAUAAAGAAAUAGUUUCUAGAUUUUUCUAACAUCUUCCUUGAUGUCACAAAAGAUCUGAUCGUGAUAUUACCACUUACUUUUAGAAAUUGCUGUUAAACGGUGUGAAUAUCUCUCCUUGGAGAGACAAGUGCCAUUCGAAGUAACCAAGAAGUUAACACUUUAACUUCCAAGAUCUAAUUGUUAAUUCUUUCCUCUAACUGCCACACAAUUCCUUGUAAAUUAGUUGCAAGAUUGUCAAGGGAACAACUUAUACCUGAUAAGUUUGAAUAUUCUUAUUGCCUGUUUGCCAGAAAAUGAAUGGAUAUUGUUAAGAGAAGUUGGGUGUUAAUCACAUCUGGAAGUAAAAGGGUUGAAGAGAAGUAAUGGAUUGUGAAAGAUUGAAAAGUUGAUCAAUAUAGAGAACACAUGACCAAUUGCCUGAAAAGAUCAGGCUGAAUUUUUCAUGUUAUUAUAAUGUUUAUUUUGCCUCUUAAAAUUUAAGAUCCUUUGUAUAAUAAGUUAAAUCAUGCACACAUUUUGAUUGGUUCUUACCUUAAUGAUCCAUUGGAGGACAGGCACAUAAAUGACAUUACCAUAAUUUUUUUUUGCUUCUUUGUCAUAUAAAAGAAAUAGAUAUCAUGUUGCCAUGGGCUGGUACAGUAAUAGAUCAUGGGGAGGUCAAAAUGUGGUAAGAACAUUAGUGACACACUCUGUGCCACUUUUUUGUUCUUACGACAUUUUGACGUCAUCUGUUAUCUAUAAGUGCACAGAUGCUAGGGAACAUGAGAUAUAAUUGUUAAGAGGUGAUCUUCUUGGCGUGGCUACAGCUUCUUAGUUUAUUGGUAAUGGGAUCUGGUGACCUUUAAAUCAUGAGCUAAACGAUUCAACAUUUGAUUGUUAAUUGAUGAACUAUCAGCAAAAAAAAUUUACAGGAUAGAUUUUUGUUUACUUUCAUGGACUUUUAUUUAUGUCAUCAGUUACUUGGUUUGUUCUCUACUGGAUGUAUUAAGAGUGAUAGAAAAUCUGUAAUUUGCUACUACUGACCAUAUAUUCCUGAGAUAGAGAUAAAAGUGUAAUCCAUGGCGAUCAGUAUGAUUAAGGAAACUUUACUUGUGACUUUCAUUGAUUGGCUGAUAACAAUUAAGACGUUGCUAUCCACCACUAAUAUCAACUGACAACUAACAAAUGACCCAUUAUUUGUGUUGAAUUUUUAGAUCACUUAAUUGUUCAGUCAAGGGUAGUCUCAGAAUUACAGUAUUUGCUAAGACGCUGAGUUUAAAGAAGUUUUACACUGCUCCUUGCAAGAAACUAUAACAGGAAACAUAAUUAAAAGUUUUUGGUCGUCUGUUCUGGAUCUCAUGUAGUCCUUUUAGACCUUUAAGAAUCUAUGCAGCUGAAUGCCAAAAGUAAUCCUUGGCUCCUUUGCUUUGCUUUUCCACAUACUCUGAUUGUUUCAGACAGUUAGUGCCCUUUUCUCAAUCAGUCAGAUGCAAAAAGUUUGAACAGCAACUGGGACUUUUCACUUUUUUCCAUGUUUAACCAUUUCACUCCCAAGAUUGGAUUGUUAAUUUUUCCUUCUAGCUGUUACACAUUUCUAUGUAAACUUGUUACAAGAAUUUAGUGUUGAAUCAGUGUAAUAUCUUGUACCUGAUAAGCUUGAGUAUUCUCAUGACCAGUUUGCUGGAUAUUAUAUGAUUGGAUGCUAAAGGGAGACGUUAUGGGUGGUUAUUUCUGGGAGUUAAAGGGUUGAGACAGUUAACCCUUUAACUCCCAAGAUCUCAUUAGUAACUCUCCCUACUGUCUGCCAUAUAGUCUUGUGAUGUUAGUUUGGAGAAUUUGGUAUUGGAUCAACUAAUAAUCCCCUAAUUAAGAUUUUUCUUUAUUCUCAUCACUUGUCUGUUUUAGUAUUGAUAUUGUAAGGAGAAAUUCUGUCUUGGUCACUCAUGAGAGUUAAAGGGUUAACACUUCAACUUUAAGUUGUCAUUGGCUCCUUGUGGUUUUUCAUUUAAUUUAUCUGAUUGUCCACUGUGUUCUCUUUGGUUUUGGUUUGAUGAUUGUUAUUAAGCAAAAUACACUCUUGAUUUGUCUAAUACUUGGAUUGGUUAAGGCACCUUGUAUGUAUAUAUCAUCACCACAUACCCUUGGCAUUUGUCAAGUUAUAUCCUCUCUAAGAGAUAUUUUCAAAAGUUAACAAUUAGAUGUCUGGAUUUUUAAUUUUCACCUCAGGAGAAUUCUGGCGCCCACUGUGACUAUGAGAUAAAAAAAUGAAAAUAUAAACAUAAAAAGGAUUAUAUUGAAAAAAGAAAAACAUCUAUGAUUACAUUUCGCUUUUUGCUUGGGGUAAUCAUUUUUGAAGGAUUUAACCCUUGAUAUCCAAACAUCAGCGUGCAAGUUCUCCUUAAUGUUCUCCAUACAUUUCCCAAGAUGCUUACAAGGAGAAUUUCUCUAACAAUCAAGGGCUUAUAAUAAUUAUCUUUAUUGAGAUCACUUUUUCAUACAAUAAAUGAUCAUUUCCUUUAUUCUUGAUACCAUAAUGUUUGAUUUAGGGGUGAUUAUGAAAGGAGAAAUUAGAUCUUAGUCACUCUUAGAGGAUAAAAGGUUAAGUUACCAAUAUGAGACAGUUGAUUGACAUUAAUAGAUAUUUCCAAAUGGCUGGCAUCUGGAAUUACAUUCCAAGAGGAUAUUAAAUGUCUGGAUUAACUUUCACCAUGUUGACAGUAUGAUGCAUGAACGAGGAGCCAGCCUGAUCCUUCCAUCUUCCUCAUUUAGAUCUCUUUUGUAUGUUCUCAAAGCUAGCUUUGAAGAGAAAAAGAUCCCUAAAAAUCCUGCAUCAUCUUGCAGGUUCUGUUACAAUUAGAUCAAAGGUAAAGGUUCUAGUUUUAUUGGCAAAUGAUUCAAAUGAGAAUUUUGGUGACUCGAGGUCAUUACAAAAGACUUGUAUUUUGUCUAGGGUUGUAAUUUUUUCCUCACAUAGUUGUAAGAUGAUUCUAGAGGUCAACAUUUAUGUGUUCUACUCAGCAACUUAUUGUAAGAUUAAUUAGAUUUCUUUGUGUUUUAACAAGCUUAAUAUGCUUUCUUUUCUUUACAGGAGAGUAAAGAUCACAACUCCUGUGAUCAUGUUUUCAAGUCUGACUUGUUAGCUGUACUGGAGAAAUGUGGCUUUUGUGGUCAAGAGAUUGAUAGCUUAGGGAAAAUAUGUGAAGGUGUAAAGAUUGUCUUGCUCCAUUCUAUCUCUUUGUAGCAUUUUUUUGAAAAUAUAUUUGAGUACAUGUGCAGGCAUAAUAUGACGUGUUUAUAUUUCUCUGGGCAUGCCAAGCUGAUGGAGUGUAUGUUUUCAUUUACUUUAUACAUCAAAAUUUAUUUGCUUGUGUUAAACUUCAUCAGUUUUAAUUGAUGACAUGUAUAUCAAGAUUUUAAACAUUUGUUGGAAAUGAGAGUGAAUUAGAUUUUGAACACUUAACAGCAUUUUAUUUGUGAACUCAUUUACAUAACUAACAAGAAGACAGUGUCAAGGUCAUCCCAUUUAUUAACAUUCUGAUUUGCAUCGUAAUGAAAAGUAAAGAAAAACAUUUUAAUAUAUAUUCUGAACUUGCAGGUUGUAAUUUCCAUUGCCAUGACAAGUGUGAAAAGAUGGUAAGAAUUUAAGUUGUAAUCACUGUAAUUAUUCUUUCAUCUGAUGCUUUGAAGCACUUAUUCUCUACAUAUGAAUGAUAUCAAUUAGUAAUUUGUAAUUAAUUAAUUAUUAAUUGAUGGUAAGUCAUAAUUUUGUGGUCAAUACUGUAAGAGUGUACUUAGCAGGUACAGUUUCAAGGGUAUAGUUUCAAGAGCACACUUCACUUAUCACCAUUUUAGCCCAGAUACGACCAGAUUUUAUUGAUCGAUGGAUAAAGUUGAAUGUUGGAAAGAGGGGUCUUUGAUGUGUGGGCUCACCAGCUUCCCUUGGUCAGGAUGCCAAAGCAAAAAUACUUUUUCCUUCUAACUUGGGGACAGUUUUUAAAAAGCCCAUUCCCUGAAUGCGGGAGAGCAGCUGUGGCUGGUAUAGUUUCAAGAGAAAAUUUCACCCAUCACUUUUAUAAUAAUACUUUUAGUCUCUGCUGGGACCUUGGACUUUACUCAUUUGCCGAUUGAUUUUGUUGUUGUGAAGAAGGUUUGUCUAUUUCUGGGUUCUUAAGCUUCUCUCCAUCAGUGUGAAAAAGAAAAAACUCUUUCAUUUUGACCUUGAGCAGUUGGUAAAGAGCACCUUCCCUAAAGCUCUUUAACAAUUUUUUCAUUUUUUUAUAAAUUCAAUAUGUUCUUAAUUUGAUUAAUCUUGUGCUUUUGCAAUGACUAUUUUACCAAAGGUCAAAGAGCAGUGCUCAAGACAAAGUUCUGUCAAAUCAACACAUAGUAAAUUCAAGGUAAUUGAUACAAAAUAUCUUAAUGGUAGAUACACAUAAAUACACUUUGAAAAUAAGACUUGUCAGUCUUCAGUUUAUAUUACAUGUAUAUCAAGGUAGUGACUCUCAAACUUGCAGACCAAUGAGUAACCUGACUUUCCUAACACGUAAACUUCUAAGAGUGACUAGCAUCUAAUUUCUCCUUACAAUAUCACCCCUGAAUCAAGCAUUAAGGUCAAGAGAAUAAAUAAAGUUAUUGUGCACUCAAGAAGCUGUUGAUUGUUAAACAAAUUCUCUUUGUCAGCACCUUAAGAAAUGUAUAGGGAACAGUGUGGAGAAUCUGCAUAUUGAUGUUAGGGCGUAAGGGGUGAGAAAACGUCAGACUAUGCAUUGGCAGGCCUAGUUUAUAGAGAAAUAUGAUCAGGUGAUGAUUAUGACAUGCUGAACUUAUGUUCAAAACAUCAGGUCUUGUAAGACCUUGUACCUUUUGCGAGUGUAAUACCAGCAAAGGGUUCUGAAAAUCUGACAAAAUUUUGGGGCUAACUUGUAGUUAACCCUCUAACUCCCAUGAGUGACAAAGACAGAAUUUCCCCUUACAUUAUUAAUGCAAAAUCAAGAAGACAAGUCAUUGGACCAAUGAAAAAUAUCAGUUUGGGGAUUAUUAGUGAUCCAAUACCAAAUACUCCAAACUGACAUUAUAGGAAUAGUAUGACAGACAGUAAGGAGAAUUGCUAAUGAGAUCUUGGGAGUGAAAGGGUUAACUACAGGCUAUCACCAGUGAGGUGCAGUGGCAAUAUACCUUUUUAACCUCUUAACUACCAAGAUCUGAUUGUUAAUUCUCCCUUUUAGCUGCUACACACUUCCUUGUAAAUUAGUUAGAAGAAUUUGGUGGUAGAUCAAGAUGAAAACUUCCUUCUGAUCAGUUUCAGUAUUCUCAUUACCAAUUUGCUGGAUAAUGUAUGGAUAUUAUAGGGAGAAGUUGUAUGUUUAUCAUUUCUGGGAGUUAAACAGUUGUAACAAGUCUAAAAGAAUCAGAAAAUAGAACUGCAAACACCUGCCUGGAUUUUCUGUAUUUAGAUAUAAAUAACUACACAUCACUGUAUCACCUGAUUUCAAUGAGAUGCUAAUGCUUCUCUUGUGAUCUAAGACAAAAACAAAAUAAAGAGCAGAUUUGAAUGAUUUAAAGUUCUGUCAAAUUAAAUCCUAUACUGAGAUUUUUUUGAUAAAAUUGUCCGUAAUUAAUAAUUCAUAGUAGAUUAUAGAUCAUCAAGUCCUCAUUUUAUUUUUUCAUUUUCUGUCUAAACCCCGCCCCCCUCCCCACCCACUGCUCUCUAACAAAACUUUAGCUUGUUAGCAACCCCUUCCCUCCUCUUCCCUCUUAAAAAAAGACCCCCCCCCCAAAAAAAAAAAAAAAAAAAAAAAAAAAACUCCCAAGUGGUAGAAGUGCUGUUAUUUAAUUGGGCCUGUGUUGGUUUCUGUUUUGAAUAUUGAAGUAUUUCAACUAAAAAAAAAAGAAUGAAUCGCAUUACUUAAGUUUUCAAAAAGGGCCCCUUCUGUAAACCCACCCCUCUCUCUCUUCCUUUUCUGUGAUAAGCCCUGGUCUCCAAUAACCGGCCCUCUGUCUGGGAGCCCUGAGAAUUGAGAAGUUGCCUAGGGGGUUUAAUGAUAGGGUCUAUCAUACUUGUAAUCACCUUAGGAAAAAGUCAGGUAAGUAUUUGACAAGUUUUAACUCGCAAAAGAGCGCUUUUGUUAAAUGUAGGAGAGUACUCAGGUUGUUAUGUAAAAUCUACCACCUGAUAAUUCUUUAUGCAAGAAAUUUUACCUGAUUGAAAUGGAUUUCAAUCACUGACAAUUAAAUCUCUAAUGAAUCUUUUGCUAUGGUGAUUUUUGUUUAGACAUUGCCUGAUGAGGUGGAUGUGGGGAAAAGAUCAGUAAGUAAAAUGUGUGAACAAAUAAUUCAAACCACUAUCAUAUAAUUAAUAUUUCUUUUUAAUUUCAAGCCAGAGCUUGUGCUCAAAAUUUCAGCUCCAGAUACUCUCUACUGUGACCGAUUUUUUUUUUAAUCAACUCAGUUGAUAAACAACUAAAUUAUCCUCUAGGACACCUCAUUGAAUCAGCACCACAGUUUCUUAAUUUAGCUUCCAGAUAUCGAUCAUACAAAUAAGUUAGAGAUAGAUUUUAUUAAAGAGUAAAGGGGGUAAGUUUCUAAAGAAACUGUGGUGCUACAUCGGUGGGAGAGUAUAGCAGGUGAUUUAGUGUUUACAACUGAGUUGAAAACGUAAAUUGGCCACCGUAAAGAGUUAAAAGGCUGACGUUUCCAGCGUUAACCCUUUGUCAGAGGGAUGGUUAAUGUGUUGACUAUUAUAUGAUAUCCUUAUUGAGUUAUAACCAUGUCUUGAAAUUUUGUGGUGUUACUGAUGAUGUAACUGAUGAAUUUCUAAUCCCCCUUGGCUCACAGUUCAUUUUUACCCUGAGAGGAUUUGUAUGCCUCUGUAGGAGGUCAGAGCUUAUAUUUUGGGGUCAUUCAACUUGAGUUGCAAAUCACUGAUAAGGUUCAAAAGACAUGUAUGCACAGAGCAAGCUGCAUAAGUACUCGGUUGAAUUGUAUAUGGUUGUGGAGGCUGAUUCAAGAAAGGUCUCUUGAGAGUAAGCAUGACUACUAUGAUUUAUGUUACUUUCAAACCAGUUACAGAUGAACUUAGUAUUUGCAAUGUUCUCCUUUCAAGUGGUAAAUUGUAAAAUUUUCCACUGUAGCACCUCCUAUUACUGGUACUACCUAAAAUGGCUCGAAAUUCUGGAACAUUUAACAGAUAAAAGGAUUGCUCCACUGGUUGAAAAAUUCUCCUUUUUAUUGUGCUCAAAAAAGGGAGAACAUUGCAUUUGUGGGAGGCUUUCCCUUAAAGAUGUUGAGGCUUUUUGGAAAACAUUUUGGUGUGUGAAUUUUAUUUGUUGAUUAAUUAUUGAGAGCCUGAGCAUGCUCGGUAUGUAUCUACUAGUAGUUUAAAUCUUAAAAUAUGAGUUGAAAUUAUAUUUUGAUAUGGGUAUUUUUUUAAAUAACCCUUUUGUUUUUUUGCUUUUUUUUCUCAGCGGCUGCCAUCACCACCCAAAAGCCUUGUGACAAACAUCUGCUAUCACAUGCGGCACAGAGUUUCCAAGUACUGUCUUGCACUUUUCUUACUUCAGAAACAAAAUUGAGGAAUUAACUAAUAAUUCUAAAAGUCCUUGUAACUAACUGAAGUAAAAAGCAGUGUGAGUCACAAGAAAAAUAGUGUAGAGAUAUUUGACCCUUGCAUGGCUGUGAGAUGGCAAGUUUGUGUUUUUCAGGACCAGUUCCAGUAUGUUCGUAGUAAUCUUGUUGCUCUGGAGUGGCAUUGUGGAAUUGUUGUUCAAUCAAAACCAGCCCUCGCAUAUUUGUACUCCUUUUCGCUUGGUCAAUAAGCAAAUUUGGGAUGUUCAUCCAGGCGUCCUUUGGGUGUGGCUGCUUUGAUUUUGCAAUUCAUUGUCUUAGCUGUUAACUAAUUAUCACUUCAAUGUUCCAGGAACAGAGUGCGGCAUGUGGAUGAACAUUUUGAUCUGGACAUGACGUACAUAACAGACAGAAUAAUCGGUUAGCCUGGAAAUGAUUCUUAUAAUAAGUCUGCCAUAAUGAUUGUCAUUCUUGCUACCACAGAUUUUCUGCUGUGUUAAACAAAUUAUAUGUUUAUUUUAUUCUUCUUAUGGAAAUUGUAGCAAUGUCAUUUCCAGCCUCUGGCUUGGAAACAACAUACAGAAAUAACCUCAGAGAGGUUGCAAAAAUGUUACAAACAAAUCACGGAGACAAAUUCAUGGUAAGCUGGAUUCUUCCUUUCUUCCAUUUUUCCUUUCCUUUUUAUGCUUUCUUUCCCUAUUUAUUUUUUGUAUAUUGGAAAUAUUUUUUUAUUAUCUGAGAUUGAUAGUGGGAUAAAAACAAAAUUAUUGAGUUAUUCUUCAAAAUUAGAAUUAUCUAAGGUAGUCAGAGAAUUUUGUGAUGUCCAAUUGCUAAUGGAUGGCCUUACAUCUUGUUUUCUGCUCUGAUCUUUAUUAAUUAGUUUGCUGUAUUUUUCAGGUUUUUAAUUUAUCUGAAAGAAGAUAUGACAUAUCCAAAUUGAAUCAUCAGGUGAGGUUCCUGUAUGAGUUCAAUUUUGUGAUGCAAUAUGGCAUUUCAUCAACCUUUGGUUGUUAGGUCAAGUUUAGCCUUUGAAAGCUAGAGCGGAGAAUUAGUAAUCAGAUCUUAGGAGUUGAAGGGUUACUUUGCAUACCAGCUCUGUACAGAAGUAAAUGGAAUCAGCAAGUACUUUUAAGUUUGACUUUCAUUUUGUUUGUGGUCUAGGUUUUAGAUUUUGGUUGGCCCGAUCACUUAGCCCCACCUCUUGAAAGAUUGUGUAGGUAUGUUGCUUCUGUUUCUUUUUUGUUUUGAGAAUCAAAUAGUGAGCUAAAAUCCAAAUUACAAACUUAGCAAUUUUUGUGUUUUUCUCUUUACUUAAUAUGCAGUAUAAUUAAAUCAAUUGAUUCAUGGCUCAAGAGUGAUCCCUUGCAUGUGGUAGUUGUCCAUUGCAAGGUUAGUAAAGAAAUUAUUAAUAAUAGUAUCUGUUGAUUAUUUUGAAAAGGCGUUCUUGAUAUAUGAAGCAAUUAUUUUCCCAAUUGUUACACUUGGUAAUAGUAAGGUGGCAAAAUACAAUGGUAAAGCCCACAGUGUCGCAUUCCUUCCAGCAGGCCCCCACAAUAAUUUGCAACAAUUUGUUGAUAAUUAUUCAGUCUAGUAGUUGUUUGGGUUCAAUGAGUUUUUGAUAAUUAUUAUUUCAGGGAGGGAAAGGAAGAACUGGAGUUGUUAUUGCUGCAUACAUGCAUUUCAGUAAGAUAUGUUCAAGGUAAGUUUUAAACAACUAUGAAAACUCUAACAUUCAAGAAGUGUGAUCACAUUUUCUACAUUAUGUCAAAAUCAUGUCAAAAUGAACAAUUUCCCCUUUUUUUUUUCAAUCCCAGAGAUCUUAGACAUAAUUAUUGCAUAACAAUAAUGAUGAUGAAGACGAUACACCUGGCAAUAGUGACAAUGAAAAUGAUAACAAUAACAAUAUGACUUAUAUUAGUUUAUACAACACAUGUGUAUAGUGCUUUUUGCACAGGCUUAUUGAAUGGUUUAUGAGUGAUUAUCAAGACAAGUACUAUUCACCCCUGAGCAGCCAAAGAGACAAAAUUGCGCACCAAUAAUGUAAUUUUCGACCAUUUUUUGGUAUAUUGAUAGAAAUAAACUGAUUUUUUUGGUUUCUGUGUAACAAUUGUGAUAAAACAUUCCAAUUUAACAUAAAUUGGUAAAAAUUUUUAAGUGGCAAGAAGCAAAUCAGUUGACUUUUUGGCAAAACACUGCUGAAGGAUUAAACUUUGGGCAAACAGGAAUAAAUUCAGUAAGUGUCAGAGUGCUGUCUCGUAGCUUUACUACUCCUCACAGUACAUGCAUUAUCCAGCUAGAAAGUGGAGCAAAUCAAUACACAAAUAUAUCAGGUCAGAGAUGUGUCCUGAUAUAAUAUCCAAUUCUCUCAACUAAGUUUCAGAGGGAAUGUAUUGGAUCAAGUAGGGAGAAUUAUGAAUCAGAUCCGAGGGUUAUUAAUUGUGAUAUUCUCUUGCUAGCCCUCAAGCUGCUCUAGACUGGUUUGCCAUGAAAAGAUUUUAUGAUGACAGUUUGGGGGGAGUCACACAGCCAUCACAGAGAAGGUUGGUUUUAAAAUAAUCAAAACGACCCAUUUGUGCUUGUCUGUAUAUUGUUUGAAAUGUUGAAAGCCACACUUCAGGUGAAUGUUUAUCUUUUAGCUAGAGCGGUCUUGGAAGGGGCUGUUGGCAGUGAAAUUAGCAGUCAUUUCUGAAUCAAGAACUCAUUUAAAUAAGUGGAAGACAUGAACAGGGUUUAGUCAUUCAUUAAUGAAUAAAUUAACACUUUACACCCCAACGUUAGUAUUUAAAUUCUCCCAGUGUUCCUUAUGCAUUUCCUAUGGUGCUAAGAAGGAGAAUUUGUUUGGCAAUCAGCUGUAUCUUGAAUUAGUGAUCAUUUCCUUUAUUCUCAUGACCUUUACAUUUGAUGCAAGGGUGAUACUGUAAGGAGAAAUUAGAUGCCAGUCACUCUUAAGAGUUAACCCUUUAACUUUAAGACAAUUUCUCCUGGCAAUAUCAAUACAAAAUCAACCAGAUGAGUGACGAGAAUCAAGAAAAAUAUCAAUUUGGGGAUAAUUAGUUGAUCUAAUAUUAAAUUCUCAGAACUAACAUUAGAAGAAUUAUAUGGUUGACAGUUAGGAGAAUUACAAAUUUGAUCUGGGAGUUAAAGGGUUGACUGUGGUGUCCUUUGUCAUUUUCAGAUACGUGCACUACUUUAGUGAUUAUUUGGAUGGAAAAGUUAAACUGAACACGGAGUAAGUCUUUUGAUGUACCACAUUUUAAACUCUCCCCUCCCCCCACCAUCCACCCCCUGGAAUACAAUGGUUAUAAUUCUUUUUAUUUGCUUAUUGAAUGUCGUGUGUGGGUGUCGUACAAAUGUAAGGGGGGAGGGGAUGGGCACUUUUGGUAAUUUUCUAUGAUAAGUUUCUGUGCCUGUCUUUAUCAAUGCGAUUUCUGAAUCAAAUGAGAUAACGCAGUGGGCAUCAGCACUCAGGGACUUUAUUGCAGUCGUUGUUUUACACAUAUACAUCCCAAAACUCCAACGCUAGUAUGCAUAUUCUCUAUACAUUUCCUAAGGUACUGAAAAAGAGAAUUUGUUGAACGAUCAAGAGCGUAUUUAGUGGGUGAUCCUUUCCUUAAUUUCAUGACCUUAAUGUGUGAUUCAGGGGUGGUAGGGAGGGGAGAAAUUUGAUGCAUAUCACUCCCAGGUUAAGGGUUAAUGAUGUUGGUCUCAUGAAAUACUAAACCUUGUAAAGAUAACUAUUUGCUUAAUAUUUUGUCUUUUUUUCGUUAGUCCCAUAUUUCUUCAUCAUAUUAUUGUUCAUGGAAUACCAAGUUUUGAUACCAAAGAUGGUAAGAUAAGAGUGUUAUUUAUCUGAUUUUUUUAUUUAUUCCCAAUAACCCCCAGUAAACAGAGUAAAGAGAAAGAUAAAUUUGGGAAUAAUUAGUUGAUCCAACACUAAAUUCUCUGGACUAACAUUAUAAGAAUUGUAUGGUUGACAGUAAGGAGAAUUACAAAUUUGAUCUGGGAUUUAAAGGGUUAAUUGUUAUCAAUGUGUAACUCUAUUUAUUUCACGGUUGCCUCUAGGCUGUAAGCCAUUUCUUCGAGUAUAUGACGGGCUAAAACUCAUUUACACCUCAGGAGUUUAGUAAGUUUUAUUUACUUUAUUAGGUGAUCAGAUAUUCGAAACCAUUUGGUGUAAUUAUUGUAUGUGAUCAAUUUGUCUUCGUUCGGUUUUGUGAUAAGGUGAAUUUUUUCAAUUUGCUUUCAGUCACGUGACGCCAGAUAUGGAAAGAAUUUGUAUCACCAUUGAAGGAGGUCUUAUACUGCAUGGAGAUGUCUUGGUAAUUUGAAAUUUGUAAUCAUUAGCGAGAGGGAGCUAUCUUGAUGCAGUUUCAAAUUCUCUUAACUUAUUUACAAGGAAAAGUAUCGCAUCCAGAAGGGUGAAUUGACAAUUAGAUCCCAGGAGUUAAAGGGUACAAUGCUCUCAUGAUUGGGAGCCCCUUUAAAAGAAAAACCGAAGAAUCCUAACAAACAAUCAGAGCGAAGGACAAAUAUUGCAAAGACCCGCUAAGGACUCGGAGGUAAAAACAAACGAACUGCCUUAAGCGCGGGAAAACGCGUGUAACCUCGUCGCUAUUGGUUUAAGCUUUGUACUGGAUUGGGUGAAAGAAUGGCGCGAAUUAUCUCGACCAAUCACGGACCACAAUAAAUUAAAACCAAAUAAACCAUUCUGGAUUCAUUUUGACCCUGAAUUGACUUUUUUUUAAAUGUAAGUCAUCUUGUUUUCUUUUCACAGAUCAAGUGUUAUCACAAGAACACUCUUUCGUCCGGUCGUGAUAUCAUUUUUAGAUGUCAGUUUCACACUGGCGCCGUUAGGGAUUAUGGCCUCGAGUUGGACAAGACUGAAUUAGAUGAUGCUUGUAAAGGUAUGCACCUCAUGUUCUUAAUUGGUCUUAAGAAUACUCAAGCGCUUCGACACAGUAGACCCCUCCCAAAGUAGAGAAUUUAUCUUGAGGAAAAAUAAACUCUAAGACGGAAAGUAGGAAUUGAAUCAAAAUUUUGCAACCUUAGACUUCAGAGGGAGGGGUUUUGCCGGGGAUCUGGCGCUCAUUAUCAGUUUUAGACCCAUUGAAACCUCUCGUAGGGUAGCGUUACGUAAGGCCUCAAAUUUUGGAGAAACACUCGUGCCGAAGCACCAACAACGAGGAUUCUGCUCGCAGACCACGGAGUCAAUGUAUUCCUUGUUCUUUUUAAGAGCCUCUGUCUUUAUUCCCACCAACAGAUAGAAGAUUUCCAGACGGAUGUAAAGUAGAAUUUGUCUUUUCUGCUACGGGAAACUUUGUAUCAGGUGAGAAAAACCUCUUCCAUUCACAAGCAACGUCUCUCAUGGUGUUUAAGUGAACACAUUUUUCGCUUUUUCUCUUUGCACAAAAGUGACAAUGAUCUGAAUUUUAUCUUGUAGAUAUCAAAAUCAACGAGAGAUUACGCUCAAUUAUUAGACAUUCGCUACAUCCAGUGGAGAAUCCUGACACUGUUCUUUACCCACUGGCUCUGGAUAACUGGUAUGACAGCAGUACGGAUGGUGCGGUUUCAUCAGCAGCAGGUGCAAGUAAUGCGAAAGAAGGUAAAACAUCUUCGUGGUACUGAUGAAGUUUGUUAAAUAGAAAGUUUUAGAGCAUUUUUCAAUUGAGUAGGUAAGGUAAUCCCGGAUUACUUUGUUUUUACUCAAAGUCGCUCUGUGAUUGGUGCAGAAAACUCGCGCCACUCUCUCAACCAAUCAGAUGCGAAACUAAGCCACGAAUUGGUCGCCCACGUUUUCCCGCGCUUUUGGCAGUCUGAUUGUUUUUAUUUUGAGUUUUCUUAGGCUCUUUAACGUAUUUUCCUCUCUUCUAAUUGGCCGUGGUGAUUACUUUGAUUUUGGUUGCGACACUCAAUCAAAAAGCGCUCUCACUUGACAGCAAAGCGUACCAGAGCUGCUUGUUAGUUUUCAUUUGAAUGGUCACACACUAGAGUUUCAUUCAGUUACUUAAGAGUUUGAACCACUUUGCUCAGCGUAAUAAACAACACCAAAUGAAAUUACUGCUCCGUAAUUUUCAUUUGAUUGGUAACACGCUAGCAUAAUUUAUUGAAAACUUGAAUAAGCGUAUGAAUGAAUUUAAUCUUGGUCCAAAGGAUCAAAACGAUUUUUUUUAAGGAUCCUGUUUUUUAGGACUCACUGACAUAGGGAACGAAUAUUCAACAAUUUCCAAUAACUAAUUUUGCUUGUUCAUACAGAAACAGAUGACAUUUCUCAAAAGGGCUUGACAUAAAAAUUUUCAAGAACGAUUUAUUUGAAUGCGUCAGAUUAAAAGAAAAAUAAUCUGCCAAUAGUCAAGAUUAACAUAUUAUGAAAAACAAUUGAGACUCAGUGAAAAAAUUGUGAUCAAAUUCCUCCACGAGAAAGAAGAACCCCCCUACAUUUGCUUCGCAACCCAACGUGUUUCUUCGUGGCUCAGUUGGUAGUAGCGCCCGAUUAGUAUCAGAGGGGCAUGGGUUCAAAGCUUGUCAAAGCUAGAAUUAUUUUGAAGUUUCUUUUCUGCAAUUGCUUAAAUUGUAGCUCACUGCGAGGAUUAUUGAUUUACAUAAUUUUUUUACUUGUUUCAUUUUGUUAUAUUUUUAAAAUAUUGUUUUUCGAUUUUUUUCAAACGUAAUUUGUAUGCUGACAUUCUAUCGACGCCUGCUGGAUUCUACAAUUUAACUGACUAUUUAUCUGGUUUAGAGGGGUUCAUUUGUCAGCCAUUCGCUCAGAAAGUCACACGAAUUUGUCAAUAGGGGUUGCGACAAUUCCAACCUUGUUAUGUUAUUUGCCCUUUGUAAACGCAAAACGGGUUGCUCAUACAAUAACCGCUGUUACGUGUAUAUAAUUGGGAUACUUUGCUAGAGGAAAAAAAACCCUGAAAAUACGAGCUAAGAUUUACUAUUCAUCGACAACUGUUUUGGCCUGCUCGCGGCUAGUUGUGGUACUUUCAUUCUCUUCAGUCACGACUUCACGUGGUCACUCAUGUUUCCUCGCGCUCAAGGCAGUUAGCUUGCUUUCCUUUCAUUUCCCAUGAGCACCUUGUGAUGUUUUCUCUUGCUUUGAUUGGCCGAUGUCAGAAUGCCCUCCAACGUGCAGAGAAAAAUAUUACCGGAGUUUAGGGAUUCGUAUUGCGAAAGAUACACCUACAAUCGUGUCGAUGAUUUGCGGUUUGGAAAGAGCUGCAAGAUCUUAGAUCGACGAAGUGGUUUUGCUUUGUCGUGAGAGGCUACUAAAGAGUAUUUGCCUUACGUUAGCAAUUUACUUUUUAGUGUUGGACUUCUGUUCCCCGUUUCGUGUGGUCGUUAUUCUAUUUCAACAACCGAAAACCUGUUCUGGAACAGAGCACAGCCUAUUGCUCCAUCAACCCUUGCUGCGAGACUUGAGCUGGUUUGUGCGCUGAAUACAGCAACGGAAAAACUAACAACACUAAAUAAAAUAGUGUUUCAUCCAUUACAUCAUCUCUAUUACUCAAUAGGGAAUUCUUUAAUAGUUAAACUGCUCGGUUGGGAAAUUCUUAGCUAACUAUUGAAUAAACUGACAUAUGUUCUUGACUAUUAACCUCCGCUAAAUUCUCUCGCUUCGUAAUAGCGUUGCUAUAAUAGAAUUGACAAAAACAUCUAAGAAAGAAAAUUGCUAAUUUUCACUAAAAUUUACAUGAAAUGAGCGAUUUUCUUCAAUCCGUUUUGAAUGAUACUUGUCAACUUUUAAAAUAUCACUUUGAAAAAUCCUUUUCGUUUAUUAAUGUUUUAAAUUGGAGUGAAUUUUUUUUGGAACGCUGUCUAAAUUGGAAGUAUUAUUUUCCAAGCGAAUUUUACGUUCAACUUCUAAAGUUAAAUUUACAAACAAAAAUAAGGCCGAUGGUGUGACUCUGACAGUCUGACAAAUAAACCCCUUAAAAUCUCAAUAAUUCAUUUAUCUUUUUAACAACAAUAUUGUAUUGCUAUUUAUUAUAAAAAGCUUAGAAAUUUUUGGAUUCCACCAGGUGUUAUUCUCUUAUCAGUUUACCACGCUUAAGCAAGAAUAUUGAUGAGAGAACUUUAAUAGAGCUGUGUAAGUAAUUUGAUGACGUCAUGUGACCGUUUGAACCGAGUUCUUUUAGGGUUUUGGCAUUUUUGUUUGAUUAAAUUUUAGAGAUGCGUCUUAAAGUCACUAUUAUUUCUUGAGCGUAGUAGCUGGACUAAUGACGUCUUAAAAAGUUUGCUGGUCAAAAUAAAGAUUAUACUUAGACUGACAGUAGUGAGUUUGCUGUUUUCAUUUUAAAUUUAAGUCAUAACAAUCUAAAAUGAUAAAAUGGUUACCCGUGAUUUUUAAAUGUUCCACGUUAUCUCCGCUUUAUUCUUGAAAUAAAUUGUAGUUCUCGAGGAUUUAUAUCACUGUAUUCCUGAAAUCAAAAUAUGGCUUUGCAAUAGGGUUGAAAAGUAGUUCUUUUUUUUUUUUCCAAAAAAGUAGUUCUUUUUUUUUUCCAAAAUGUCAAGUCUUCAGCUAGUCUCAUACAUAAAUGGAAGGUGUUCGACGUGUUUUCUUUUCGGUUUUUUCUUUUUUUUCAGCGGUCUCCGUCAUCCUGUUGAUGAGUAGGUGGGAAUUGACGAGCAUAAGUGGUAUCUAUUUUCAAAAACGUCCAGCAGGAUUGGAGCUUCCCUGUUAUUUAUAUGGUGAAUCUCUCCCCUCCCCCCCCCCCCAACCCUAACCCCAACCCCCUUUGGCCGCCUGGAAAAAUUUUGUUGUCUCGGAAAAACCUAGAUCAACUCUCUAUUGAAACAUUCCCAUAAACAAUCAUCUCUCAAAAUAUUUUCCCUUCGUGUUCAUCCGCUUGAUGACGAAAAAUCCACCAUACAUUUAGGCAUUCAAACAUGGCAAAAACACACCGGGUUGUCAAAAGAGUAUUCCCAGGGAGAAAUCGAUUGUUUUUUCAUUUUGUCCCUUUCCCCUCCCCCCCCCCUCCCGCCCUUAACACUACCCUUGCGUUACCGUCUCUGUUGAGUUGGUGUCUCUCUUGACCUGGUAUCCCUGUUGGCUGUGCAUUACCACUGCUGUGCUCUCUUAACCUUCUGCUCUGCUGUUCAGAAAGACUUUUUUACGAAAAAAAUGUUACCAACCGAGGUGAACAAGACAUCUCAAAAGCAAAGGGAAUCGUGAUUCGCAAAAUUGCCUGCGCUGAAAAACGAAGUUAUGUGAGCAAACAUUUCUUCAUUUUAUGGUAACCUUUCCAGCUCUGUGAUUUAUGGUCAGUGACCCUCGAGAUCAAUUUUAGAUAACAUGAAAGUGUUUUUGGCAUAAGCCCAAACCUCUUAAACCGCCAAACACCGAGAGAUCAAAAAUAAAUUUCUUGUUACCAGCUAUCUCUUUGCACUGAAGAAUGACGAUGCCUCUAUAUAAAGUACGAGCAAAACCUAGUGCAAGUGUAUUCUGUGCUAAGUUCUUUAAAACAGCCUUGAACUGAAUGUAGGACGAUCAUUAACGAGAAUUAAAAUAUUGAUCAAGCGAUUAAGUGAUCUAUAACCAUCCAUGCGUCUAUCGGAUAGAAUAAUUACUUUUUGAUUAUUGACUGUGGCACAGUUGAUUUGACAAAGUGUAGCACUUGUAUUGCUCAGCGUGUGGCUACGUCUAUGAAGUGUUCAAGAGUAGUUACACCCGGAGAUAUCCACGCGAGCGAUACCUUAACACCAGGUAAAGAAUGGAUUCCGUUGCUUUUUCUUAUGUUUUUGUCUGCCUUUGAUUUCUUGGUUCAUUUCUGCACGACUGAUUGUGAUAAUGAGUACAAGUUCCUCGAAUACUUGCUCGGGAAAAGGUCGAGUACACAGUAUUUUUUUUUCGCGUCUUUUCAUUGCUUUCAAUAUCGCCAGUUCGUUCUCCGUGUCCUUUUCAACGAAGAUCGAUACUGUAUUUCAAUCUCUUAAGAACUAAUUUAUCGAUUCCUUUUUCUGUAAUGUAUACUAAAUGAGCACGAGGAAUUGUAUUCUUCACGUGUACGAGUAAUUUCAUGUUCAUGACGUUUUCAUGUUUUUCUGUAAUCCUGUAGCAUCGGAGCAUUCUGUUGAUUGAAAUUCAUACAUUCUGUUCGAAAAAGAGGUCGUUUUGAAAGCUUAAAUUGAUUUCGACGUGCACAAUUCCACUCAAAGUGGUCGGUAAAUGACGCUAAUUUUUAACAGUGGCUCCUUUGGGUAGUUCGUUCAUUGGCGUUUAUUUUCAGUUGUGGUUUUCAAGUGUAACAAGGUGAAUUUACAUUGUAAACACAAGGUCUGCCUCUAUGACUUGAUAGCCGUUAAAUCCAUUUAGGAACUUCGAGUUACUCUAUUAAUUUUCCAGAGCGUAUCGAAAUUUGCCUCUCCACUUGACCACAAAUUACUUUUCGAAUGUUUUGGGAAAUAUUUUUCAUUUCCUAAGCGGUUUAAUUAAAUUUGGUUAAUUUGUUAGAUAAGUAUCUUACGCAAUAAAUCAUGUACGUUCAUUUGUUGACCAGAAAGACAAACCAAUGUAAGUUGAAUCAUAACUCGCCUGAAAGUUAAAUGUUGAUUAUUUAACAGACGAGAAAUCUGAGGCAUUUAACAGUCCAUUAGAUCAUUUGUUAUCAGACGGAGCAAUAUACCUUAAUGUAAUCUUGUUCGUUCGUUACAAUAUACAUAAGCUACUCCACGGUAAAAUCAUGAUAUAUUGCGGUCAAAAGUUGAAAAAGAUUUAUGGCUUUUCUGCUCUAAGGGAAUGACUUCCGUUGCUUUCGACCCUUUGCAUAAUAAUUGGACUUUGUUAUUUUGUAUGCUUUCUAUUAAUACAACCGCAAGAAUUUUCUGCUCGACGGCCCGCAUGUGACAAAUCACAACCUCACGCUCAACCACUUUGUUUACGAAUCCUUUGAAUUUGCUCAGGGUUAGGACAAUAACUAUGCAUAAAUGGUAUUAAAAGUAAGAAUUUCCUUGUUCUCAGAGAUUGUGUGUUGUCUAGUAUUGCGAAAAGAUGAACUUUCCUAAGAGAUAUUUUUUAAGGUGGAGAUGUACCGUUCAAACAAAUAAUGCGUUUGGUGGGAGGUAAACACUUCAGUCUUACAUCACAUGAGGGAGACAAAUAAGAGGCGUAUUCGUGCCAACUUGGAACGAGCCCAAGUACUCGACGAAUAUAAAUUGUUUAUUUUUCCUGUAAACGUGUUAAAACUCGCAAAUUGUUUUUCUUUUUGAACAAGUUUGUAUUUUCAAGGCUAUCGAUUUACAAUGCAAUUAGUAGUAUACUCCUUGUCUGCAUAAAAAGAACUCAAUAAGUGGUCAUAUAUGAUGAAUUUACCAGUCCCCUUUUAAAAACUAUUUACAAUCUACCUCAUUGGCAGCUUUUGCUAUACUGUAAGUACAAGUUGUAAAGAAAGAACAAGAUAAAUUGGCUUUCUCAACUGAAAUGGUAAUGUAAAUUGGCCAUUGUAUGAAGUUUCCAAAGCUCAGUGACGUUGACAAAAAGCUAACGCUCGAAACGCCAGCUUUCGAAACUCUUUACAGUGGCCAAUUUACAUUAUCAACCCAGUUGAGAAAACCAAAUGAUCUUGUACAACUCCCCCCGACGCAGCGACACAGUUUCUUUAGAACUUAUCCCUUAAUUAACGAACAAGGAAAAAAAAUUUAAGAUAGACGUCAUCGAAGAAUGUUUCAGAAUGCAUUUGUAAUAACCCAUUCUUCAGACCUCGCAUUAAAAAUUUCCACUUUAUCUUUAAGGGAACUGACUGAAAACUGACCCUGAAUGUUGGUACCGUUGAGAGAUAUUCUUAAUUGUUUUUCUCUUUUUGCCUUCACUGUCUUCAACAAAGCGGUUCUUACAUCGAGACAAGUGAACAUACAGAAGUUCGUGCGCUUUGCAGACUAAUUCUUAACAUUGAAUAUGUGACAUAUAUUUUUUAAUUUAGACACCCACACUUGUGGUAAUGCGUUACAUACAAGUAGCCCACGUUUCACAGCAUGUUGCCCGUUGGUUAAUUCAAUACACUUUCCGCAUUGAGAGGAAACGCGUUGGUGGUGUUGAAUAAAAUUAAUCUUGUCACAUGGAAGUUUUUCGGAUAUUUAAGCUCAUUUGAUAAAAAGACACUUUUUGUCUCAACCAGGAACGCAAAGCAGAACUCAGCUCCACCCGUGGCAUGGCGCGCCAGCAUAUCUAGUCAGCGAGCAAGCCUUUAUUAGUAUUAGCGCGUCAGCACGAGUGUUUCUUCGCCUGCGGGAAAGAAUAAUGCUUUAAACAACGCGAGCCGGCGAGAAAUCUAGCACUGAUAGUGAUGAGUUCCAGAUCCCGGCAAAGCUCUCCCCCGACUUGCCUCAAGUCUUCCCCCGUGCUUGCAGGUCACUACACAGCAAGUGUCGUGGGAGUAAGAGCCUUAAAUAAUCUUUACACGCCUAAGAUCUAGAAGCUAAUUCCCCCAACCAUACAACACAUUUCUUUGUUGACCAAUCCUGAGAAUUGUUUUUUAAUCGAGGCAGUAUCUUCUAGUUGAUAAUAGUCUUAAUUCUCAUUACCUGUCUUCCUGACAGUGUUUGAAAUUGUGGAGAGAAUUGACAUACUGAACACUUGCGGGAGUGGUUGUUGUUUUGGUUUUGUCACGUAGGGAGCUCUUUCGGGAAGGAGUGUGUUGCGUGACCUAGCUCAACUCUUCCUGGGAAGACUAUCUAGGGAGGUAAAGUUCACCACACUGGUGAACAUUACAACUAUGAAGGGUAACAUAGAUCUGCACCUCACUAUUUACUUUAAGUUGGUCAUAUUUGUCUAAAGAGCCCUUGCUAGCAAUAGAAUAAAUAUGACUUUACAUGCUUUUUCUCUGCAUUAACAGCUAGUUUCUCUUAGCAUUAUUAAUAGAUUACGAGAACACAAGCGAAGAAAGAAAGCGGCAUCAUCAUUUCGGGUGUACUGCUAGUUUUUUGCGGCUAACAUAACAGAUGUUCUCAGUUAUUAGAAAGACAAUGAAGUUUUCGAUCGGACAUGGUAUGGGGGGUAAAAUUAACGUAGAGAAUAAAAGUCUUGUUUUCAGAUGAAACGUUCGACAAAAACAAUCAAAUUCCAAUCCACCUUAAUAGACUGUCGCUUUACCACUGAGUGAUCCCAGGAGUAAUUAAUUCGAAUCCUUUGUUCACCUUUAUUAAGCUCCCUCUGCUUGAAACAAACCGAUGACAAAAAGAAUCUUUUAUCGCAAUCUCUCUUUGUAACCAUCCCACUGACUGUUUCUUGAUUAAGAAAAUUCUGUCCUUUUGAUUUUCGUUUUUAUCCCUCUUCGUCACGUUAUGAUGACGUAUACUGGUCUGAUAUUUUUAUUUAUUGCACAAAAGAUGUUUUAUGUUCUGUUUGAACCUUUUAUAAUUAGAAGUUUAAUUUGUGUAUUUAUUUGAUUGUAAUUCGGGAGAAUUCGUUGAAAAGGAAACACUCUUACGCUCGGAACAAAAUGAAACAAAAACGUUCUUUUUGUUAAACAAAAAUAUUGUUUUGACUUUCGUUGUGUGUCGUCUCUUUCGAACUCCACUAGCAAUCGAAAUUUUCUUAACGAUCGACAACAGAAAGAAAAUUGUAUUUUUAAAGUUCGAUGAUGGGUGCUUGAUACUAGUUAAGCGAUAAACACAAUAACCUAAAGUCGUGUAGAUAACACGCCGUAUUUUACUAUUGUUUCACUCUUUGUCUUAGAGAUAACGGAAUUAUUUUCUUGUUUGUAUCAAUAAAUGCCAUUCCGAUUCAAGAUAACUUUGGUGAAUAUUUAUUGCCUUAAAAAUUGAUAUGAUUUGAUCUAUCUGCUUCAUAACAGAUGUUUGUGGCGAGCAUUUCAAAGCUUGAGAAGUGUCAUAAAUUGUACCUUAAUAUGGAAAGAGAGUUUCUCAAAAUAAAAUGCCAGCAUUUUGCGAAGGGUUAUAUUGUAGUUCAGGUUGGGGAUUUUUAAAACGCUAAGUUUGAUUGAAAAAGGUGUAAUUUGGAAAAAAUUAUGGAUAACUAUGUUUGCCCGAGGCCUUUGGCUAAUGGUAUGUCUUUUGUUUGUCUUCAGUUUUGCAUGUUUUUAAUUCAGUAAACUUUACAUACAUAAUUUUCUCAAAUACAGCCUGUUUUGUACUGUUAUCUUCCAAUAUACGAUAAGGAACGUUGUAGCAACCACAGAUAAGUUGUUCGUGACCUCUUAUACUGUCGACAUAUCGCUAAUAACUCUCGAAUCAAUUCUAGGGAGGUAGAUAUCAUCACGUAUUUCAAACAUCAGCGUGUGAUUUUGAACUGUAAUGUGCGUGGAAAAAUCGACUGUUUACUGACGUGAUAUCGAUAUCUUGCUGAGUUAUUUACUGCUAACGCCAAGCAGGUGAUAAUUGUGGUCUGAACGAAUCUUAUUUACCGCAGAGGUCGACGGCAUUUUUGAUUUCAUAUGUUAAUGACCCUCCAGGGACGAUAUGUGCAGUUAUCACAUACUUGAGCAUUGUUAUUUAAUUAGCUGUGCGUUCGUUUGCAUUCAUUGCAUAUACUGUUCCGUGGUGGACACGAUCUUGUCGUGUUUACCGUACAUCCUGCCGUUAAAAUAUCGCUAAUCCAGGUUAAAUAUCAUUAUUAGAAACUCGUUGUUGUAUUCACAAAGUCAUUCGUGAAUUGACAUUGGAAUUAAUCGACAUAACGUGUGAAAUAUCAGAAAUACAGCAAACAGACGGUCUGGACUUAAUGCGACAAAGCUUGUCCUACAAGUCAGCUUACUGGUAAGACAGAAUUUUCAUUUAUUUCUAUUGAGUGUGCUUUGCUAUCAAGUUUCGCUUUUAAUCGACAAGUAAGAAAGUGAAGUUUCAAUUUUAUCGGAGUAGUUAGUCACCUUUCAACAACGAUGUGCGAGCUGAAAAACUACUAUGUUUUUUCACAAUCGAAAAGAGUGUCGAUGCAUCUGCGCUUUCAAUUUUCCUGUUUCUCGAGUGUUCUUAAAGGAAAAUAGAAGGUACUAAAUCUAACGUUUUAGUUACGUUUUUAAUUGUCGAAAAUGUAGCAGUCUCACGCCUAACAAGGGAGGUAAAACGUAAUUACCUCGAUAACCUCAAUCAACUUCAAGUACAUAAUUAUAAGAUGCUAUUGACCUGAAAACCUCAUCUGUAACAUGCAAAUUUUGGAACCUUCUUAGGAUCUCGCUGUUAUACGAAAUUCAGUGUGUCGGCGCAUGCCCUAGAGGCUCCCUGCAGAGUUCGAAAUCGACCCAUUUUAGAGUGUAACCACCAAGUUGAAACAACAAACUCUUUACUUUUAAUUGUGUUGUACAACUUGGUUUUGUUUCGUUCAUUGCUUUUUAAAUAUAUUCUAUGUAGCAGCGCGAGUUAAUUUACAGUCAUGAUGUUUAUUUACAUUGCAAAGCUUUACUUGCGAAAGGACUCAGUUUGAAAGAACUGAGAGUUUCUAUGCACUUGGUUUUUGUUCAAGAACUUCAAGAUAUUUGUGUAAUACAGGUUUAAUUUCUGAAAGUAAUCUUUGCGUGAUUAGAGCAAUUUUCAAAGCAGUCCAGGAUUGCUUUAAUUUUGCUUCACUUCGCUCUGUGAUUGGUCCAGAAAACUUGCGCCACUCUCUGAAUAAAUCAGAUGCCAUUUAAAGCCAAUCAGGACUUGGACGCCCGCGUUUUCCCACGCUUCAGGCAGUUUGGUUGCUUUUACUUUGAGUUCUCAUUGGCUUUAAAUGGUAUUUUCCUUUUGAUUGGCUUUAUGAUUACACGUGCUUUGGUUUUGGUUUUGUAACGCGUAAUGGAAAUGCGCUCUAACGAAGUGCAAGAGAACUUGUUUUACCUAAGUGUGAUGAUCAAAAUGUUGAAAUGAAAACUGCUUGUAUAAGGACAUUUUAGCGGCACAGUUCUAGUAAUUUUGGCUUCUCAAAAUCUUUCGAAUAAGCUUUUUAUUUGUGACUUUUCAAAUGAAAGCCACCAAGUAAUACUUUCAUGCUUCAGAUCGCUCUCUUAAUUUUUAAGUCUCUGGAUGAAACCCAAAUACGGAUGAUAAGACGAUUCUGCUGACCCACAGGACACAUGAGGGAAAUUUCAAAUCCUACGUUUACUCUGGGCGCUUUGGUUCUGUUUCCUCUCCGUUUUAGAGCGAAGUACCAAGCUUGUAAUAGCUGUCGGAUCAAAACGCCAUGACUAACGAAGGUUGAUGUCGACGAAAGCUUUGAUCGAUCGAUAUCUCCCCGGGCUCUUUCGUACAACUUCCUUCAUAAGUUAUGUCAAACACGGUUGCAUCCAAAAUAACGGGAACUUUUUAUUGAGCCGACAAAUCGGGUCCCCGCUGCCAAAAUAACUCUUCAUGAUGAUCAGAUAAUCUGAAGUAGCAAAAUUCGGAAAAACUAUUUCAACAGACGUCUCAGUAUAGCUCCAUUUCGCUCAAGGGAAAGUGUCGGUCAAUAAGAUCAUUUUUAGAGGCAAGUGUUGUACGAACUGAUGUUCUUACUGUUUCCUGUUUUUGAAAGUCACUUUUUUUCUUUUCGAUGGUUGGUUUAUUUUUUCUGGAAACAAUUUGAUUUUGUCACGGAUUUUCAUGUUCCAAUAAGUUUUUUUUUUAAUAAAAAUGCAAUAAACAUCGAAAAAAUGUCACAUGACCUUUCACCAACCUUAAGUUCGCCAUUGAGGUGAUGUUCGUAGUUUCCUCGGAAAGCAACGGCCAGUUUCUUCAGAAAAAGGUUAAUUAUUGUUUAAGAUAGUGUAACAUUUUUAGCAAAUUAACUAAAUUAUCUUGUCUUGCCGCAACACGGGUGAACGAAAUGUAUAUCAGUAUUUAUUAUCUCAUCCUGACAAAGAUCACAGACAUCCCUAGAUGAAGCAAAACAGGAACAAUUUCAGAUGUGUCAGCAUUUUCGUCAUCGUCUGUUUGCAGCUAAAUCCAAUUUGAAGUCACGACAAUAAGGCUGUGUAAACACCAGCUUAGGGCCUACGGAUUGCAUUUUCUUUCCUGAAACUCAAUGCCUUUUCGUUUUUAAAGAUCUUUUUCAAAAGAGAAUGGAAAGAUUCAUAAUCUCUGCUUCUCUAUUUCCGUCAAUUGUACUGUACUGUAUUGUAGGUUGCUUUCAUUUCCUCGCCUUUGCUUUCGUUCACGUCAAUUUUAAUUCUAAAGCAACGAAAGAAAAAUCGUCGGAUUUUAUAAUCUUGCUUAACGAUAUUUGUAGUUAGAGAAAAUGUGGUUUUUAGUGGAAACUGUUUGGGUGGCGACUUUAUUUUUUAUAUAUCUCUGUUUAUUUGCAACUCGAUACACAAGUUUGAGACCAAUAUUACUUGUUUUUACAGUUCCCACUCGCUUUACAAUCACAACAUAUUCGUAUCCCCCUCUACAGCCUCGUGAAAUCCUAAAUUUAGAGAAAAAUGUACUUAACGUUCUAAUUUUAUCACGUUUGUCCUCUAACUUUGGUUUAUCAAUUUGUCUGGCUCUUGUUAAACUAAACAGUCCACGGGAAAAAUAUUUGCAGAAUUUUGUCUUCUGUGAUAACAGGAAAUGUUUGUAAUUGGUGCGCACGCCUCGAAGAUUAAAUGUCUCAUUGGUGUGGAGUUAAUUUAGUGGGCUGCGAUGAGUACUUCAGUUUUCUUUUAUAUUCCCGACUUCUCUUCUGCUGUUUUUCAUCAAAGUGUAAUAAGGUUGAUAUUCUGUUUACAAACAUUCAGACAUCCUCGUUGCGUUCUCAAAAAUUUUCAUAGUGAUGUUAUUACCCGAGGCCUCGACUUUUUACCUUUGAAAUUGGCAGCUUGUUUUUCGAGAAAACUUCGUACAGCGUAACUCCAGAUCAUUUUUUCCGUGAUUGUGACCUAUCUGCCAGUUUAACACCUUGUGAUAGAGUGUUUAAGCCGUUAUCUCUUAACUCAUUGAUGUGAGCAUAUCUUAGAUUAUUGUUCCAUGCUUUCCGUUGAGUUUUUGACGGAGUCGAUCAGAGCCAACCGGUGUCUGUCAAACGGCGAUUGAUUAACGAUGAUAUUUCUUCACCGACACUUCCAAUUUGGAUUGUACAACUAGCGCAUUAGGUACAACCUACCGUUUUUGUCAAUUGUCUAUCAUGUUUCACUUUCUAGUUUUUCUUGAUUCUUCGUCUGUGUCCGCGCUUCUUAUCGUUUGUUUUCGCGUGACUCGUCGUUUCAUUCGCUUGAGGAGCGAGAUAAUCUCCCGCGCGUUAAUUUUCCGAGUCUUUAUUUUGUUGGCGUUAGGUUUCAAAGACAAUCAAUUGUGCUAUUGUGAUGUUGAAGCGCGCCAUGGCUUCGCAUGGAGCGGACCAUUUACAAACACGGUGAGAUCAUUCGCUUAGGCCGUAAUUCUUUUGUUUGCUUGGCCUUCCUUGAGCUUAUUUCGGAGGUGAAGCUCAUGUCAACGGCUUCGCAGCGGUGUUUUAAGCCCUAAAAACUGGAUACCACGAGAACGCGAACACUGAUUUGGGAUUUACUGGGCGCCACAGGUCGAGUACUGAAUUUCUUCUGUUUCUAUUUGGUAAUAGAUACGGCGCGCUGGUGAUAUUUUGCACGAAAAAAAUACAACCCAGGAAGCCAUUAGAAAAGAAAUAGCUGAUUCAUUGAAACUUUUACAGGAUAUUCGUUAAGCAAUUCCUUCCUGAUUUGUGUCUUGGGUUUGGUUUCCACCGCCGGACUGCGCGGAGUGAUGGCGUAUGUCUGUCAAAGUUAUUGCAGUUGUUUUAUCACUCAGCAGUUUGGUGGUCGUGUAGAAUCCUUCUCAGAUGAUUUCAUAAUGUCAUAGUGUUAGGUUUAUUGGUUUAACAAUGCUAGUGAUUUUAGCAUGGGAAAUUCUGCGAAAUUCCAACCCAUGCGUCCCAAACGGGAAUCUGGGAUUUUAUUUCCCUACCUGCGGUGCGGCGCGCUGAAAUGAGACGGGCGCGCAACUUUAAACGUGUACAUAACACGUUUCUUGCUACAAUUGGAUCGGAAGUUCAGAAAGGAAACUUAGGCUGGGCAAAUCUCGAAUCGAGUACCUUCUAAAUCUUUUUAUGGCAACAUUUUGUGUCAUUUGGCGUAUCCGCCAAUAAUCAGCCCACGCACUGGCUACUUCGUGAUCCAUGAGUAACAAUCAAUUGCGAAUCCUAAAUUCUCCGAAUCGUUUAUAAGAUCAGGUUACGUUACAUCUCGGACGGUAUUCCUUUCGCGGAACUGAGCACAACGUCGGCUUGUAUUCGGUGGCGAGUUUAUUGAUGUCUUCGUAUGGCUGUUUUUGCUCCUUUAUCUUUUAAACGAAGCGGUGUCCAGGAUUUCCCGCACUGUAAGUCAAUUUUCAGUUGAUGGUUCGUGUUAUUUCAAUCUACAGUCAAAACGAUUCGCGCGAAAGAUAACCAGAUGAAGGAAUGCUGUGUAUUUAUCUUCAUCUCGACGAAAUAAUAGCAAGCCGACCACAGUGAUUUCGAGUAGGAAUAUCAUGAUAAAGAUUGCUAUCUUUGACAUCUCCAUUCUCAGUGUUGACUCUAAAACUCGUGUGCUCCCUGAAAAACGUCUGCAGCAGUGAAUUCCUUAUCCUGGAGACAAAUAUUUCAUAGUUUUGCGAGUUGUGGAUUAUCUCUUUGUAAAAAAAAAAAUAAUUCUCACAUUUGUGGUUAGUAUUCGGCCCUAAGUUUGUGCAACUUGCGCCGGUAAUUUCCGCAAGAAGUGAACGGGCUUAAUUUCGUGAGCUAUAAGUCAACUGAUUUUUGCAUAGCGGCUUAUAAAUAUCCUUCACUAACGAAAUCUUUCAAUCCUCAUCAUCACAGAUUACCACAGCAAGUCUGAUAAAACAGAGCAAGAUAGUGCAGGAAAAGGAGACUCUGACGCUCUGAAACGUAAGUAUUUAUGAUACUUUCUUUCAGUGCAACUCUUCAGUUUGUGACUAGUGAUUCAAAGUAAUUAUACUGAAGUUCUGACUCUGUAGCUCUCAACUACAUCUCAGUUGGUGCUGACUUUUACAAAGUUGGAACCGUUAAGCGUAGCAAAAUAAACUUACUGCAUGAUAAGCUUUCAUUGGAAUGGUCACACGCUUGGGUUUUUAUUAACGAAUUCAUACCUUAUUAGAACCAUCUUGAAGACAAUACUAAAUGAAAUUACUGAAAGAACAGAGUUCAUGUUCGCGCGCAUAAAUAUGUUUUGGGCUCGACCUAGAGUCAUUUAGUCCUCUCCUCGCGAUUCAAGCCGAGAAGGGUCAAAAUAUUUCCAUACCCAAGAACAUAAACAGUUGUGCUAUUAUCAUAACUUUGGAGGGCAUUGAGAAAAUAAAAACUGAAGAAUGAAAAACAAAACAAUCUGAACAAUUGUGUGACUAUGCGAGCAUUUUAGCCUUCCGAAAUCUCCACUAUAACCCGCUAAAUGCGCCACAAUUUCCUUUAAAGUGAUAAUGAUUUUUAGUAGCUUUCAAUUGAAUGGUGGUACACGAGGGCUUUAUCAUCAGACUUGAAAGUUAUAACCACUUCGUUCUGUAGAAGAACGAGUGCCACAAGAAAAUAUUGUUCAGAAGCUUUCACUGGAAUGGUCACACCUCAGGGUUUUUAUCACCAAACAUUAUGUUCUCUUUCAAAGAGUUUCGACUCCGUAUUUGCUCUUUGUAUACAAAUGCAAACAUUAUAACCACAACAAUGCUAUAACCAAAUGAUCACAAUCGAUUAACUGAAAAGAGAAGUACCGUAAGCGUUUUCCUCUACAUAACGGUUAGCGAAAACUUUCAUUCGGAUUUCACAUGCAAUGUAAAAUAUUUUGCGAAAAAACCAGCUACUCUAAGUAGUACAAGAAUGUAUUUUAUCUGCGGUAUUUCAAAAUGGUGUCUCUCUGUCUAGUCGCUACAAACUUAUCCAUUUGAACUACCCAAGUAUUCCGUCGAUUAUUUUCCGACAAGCAAACCGAGAAAAAAGCCUCCAUAAGUGUAAGGUCAUUUUAUUUAUAAAAUCUUAUUAUCAUUUUGUUUUCAUCAUACCAUAAGCCUAGUGAACCAUUUAUUAAAUUCUUUAAGGUUUCUUGAGCUGGCACGCAAGCCUAAGUCGGUCUUUUCAUUCAUAGUCGAGUCAACUAUUUCUUCCUUUUUGAAUCUGUACGACAAGUUAGGAGUGUUACCUUGAAGUAUUUGCACCUCAGAGCUCUGGCCCAACUCCUUGAUUUUAUUGUUUUCAUAGUUAUUUUCUCAAACAACAGUAAUUACACGAAAACUCAUUUGACCUUGGGGCGCGAUCUUGCGGAAUUAUUCAAUUGUAUCUGAGCAACUUCAAGCGUUUUACUUUUAAACUUUCCUGCUGUGAAAGUGGGAUUCUUUUGAUCUGUCGUUAUCGAAAAAGAAAACAUGGACAGAGAUAUUUCCGUUAAAUGGAAACUCUAUCACUAUGCAAUUGGAAUAUUUGAAAUAGCCAAAACGUAUAGGCAGUUACGUACCAUUGUGUAAUGCGGACAAUCUUUCGAGGAAAUAUUUUGUGGAAUGUGUUUACUUGGCUCGUCUCUUGUUUCCUCAGAUAAGAAGGUUACAAUAGCAUUUUGGAAUUUCUUUAGUGUAGAUUACCCGAGAUAUUUCUCUAGCAAGCCUUGUUGUUUCGGCCAUAACUGUCACUGUUAGCAUCACGUUUGAGUGAACAUCCAGAAAUUUUUAAAAGGUGCAGAAUUGUCAGCAGUUAUUAAUUUUGAUCGCUCAAGGGCAUUCGAAGUGUUUGUUUUUCUUUUGACUAAUUAUAGAUUUAAAAAAAUGUCAAUAAACACCAAGACGUCUGGGUGGUUUGACCUUUUGGUUCAUUUUAUGGUAGAAAAUAACAUUAACCAGUAAAUUCUCAAGUGGACAAUUGAUGAGAAUUACGAAACUGAUCAGUUAAACUGGGCUCACUUCCUUUAGGUAGCUUUCAAUUCUCACAACACACACCACACGAAUAUCAUUUUAUUUAUUUGGAAUAAAUGGUAUUUUGAUCUGUUGAUUGACAAGGUUUGAUUAAAUUGACCUUAAAACUGAGACAUUAUUCUGCGUUAGUGCCGCGUUCAUGAACACUUGGUCAAAGUCCCCGGAGGGGAGGGGCGGGGAAGGGAGAGGGGGAGAGGGAGAGCUUUAAGCUUUUCAUUCUUCCCUUCGGCCGUUAUUUUGAUCCCCUUCCGAUCGUUAUUGAGGAUGAUUGCAGUGUUAUGACUGAGGAGUUUUCGCAAUUUUCUUAAAUCAUCACGAAGUUCUUCGCUACCCACUUUUGAGCUUUGACUGUACGAGAAGCGUAAGAGGCAAAAAUCUCAUCGUAACACCUAUAGGAUGCUUUUUUAAUACAUUUUUUUGGCAGUCCAUGAACAUAUAUUCAAGGAGACAAACUACGUUGAAUACUAACUGCAGAAUAUUGCUGACCUAUCACCAAAUUCUCAAAACUAGGGGGUAUAAGGAAUGUAUUAGAAUCAACAACUACAAGUGGUUUUUUCUGUAAUCUUUAAUUGAUUAAUUGAAUGAAUUUUUUUUUACUUGAUGUUGGGCCAAGGAAAGCAAUCACGUAGCGUGCGACCCUGGAGAAAGUUUAAGGCGAUUUCCGGAAUUAUAACUAAAGACGGAUUUUACUCUUAAAUGUGCUGUUCAAAACUAUGUCGUGAACUCAGAGUGCAGUCAAUUCUAUUACUUGUUUGCGAAAAAUAUUUCAAGAUACAGGAAAGCUCAGAGGACGACUGAUUUUGCGAGUUACUCGUUUGUCGUUCUCUUUAUAUUUUACUUUUUAUUUUUUAUUUUAAAGAAUUGUUAGAGACCACUGUUUUGCAUUCGUUAUGCUGAUAUUUGAGUGAAUUACAUCCAAUGGACCUUGAACGUGGGGAGUUUGGAUUAUUUAAAAUACCUUUUGAAAAUACCUUAGUACGUAUAACGUUUUCCUUCGGGACGUGAGGGGGUCACUGAAAUGCUGUUAUCGAGUUAAGAUUUUUCCCUCAAGUAUCUACGCAUUCCGCGAAAAAUCUGCGGAAUCUGCUUCUCUCUUUCUGCCAAUAUUAUUCCGGAUUCAAUCUCAAUUAGUACUAAUAGCUGUGACAGUUAUAACGAUAAGGAACUCACGUAUUUGUAAGUCAUUUAAGACCUCUGUUUUGCAUUCGUUGUGCUGAUAUGUGAGCGAAAUACAUCCAAUAGACCUUGAACGUGGAGAGUUUGGAUUAUUUAAAAUACCUUUUGAAAAUACUGUUGUACAUAUAACGUUUUCCUUCGGGACGUUAGGGGGUCACUGAAAUGCUGUUAUCGAGUUAAGAUUUCCCCUUAAAUAUCUACGGAUUCAUUCUCAAUUAGUGCUAAUAGCUGUGGCAGUUAUAACGAUAAGGAACUCACGUAUUUGUAAGUCACGAUCCAAUUUUUGAUUAGAGUAUUGUUAUCUGUCUCAAGAUCUUAUCUGAAUUACACGUAGUCAAUAUUUUAUUGGCCAUAAUUGUCUCUAGUGGGUCGUUCGUCCUUGAAGUCUUUGACAUGCGAUGAAGAAUUGCUUAUGUUUCUUGGGCAAAAGAACCGGCCAUUUACCCCCCAAAAAAACAAAUAAAAGCGUUCUGAUGUUUGUAAAGCUUAGAGACGUUUGUAAGAAUUUCAUAACUGAAAUAAUAGAUUCAUUCGUAAACUUCAAGUUACCUUCUUUUGAAAUAGAUAAAAGAAAUAUGUGUGCAAUUUCAUUAGAAGUGUUAUGGCGGCCUUACCAAUUGCCUUUACAUUUAAAAUAUAUGGAUUGUGCAUGCAGAUGAAAACAACUCAGCAGUCCUUUCAUUUGUUACUUUUAUGUUUGUAUAUAUUGCACAAGGUGAGGCUAACUUUUUUAAUUUGCGGAUAAAUCAUUUGGCCAUUCUAAUGAAAGCUUUCAUCCACUAUUGUGUGUGUGUGUUUUGUGUUUUUUAAAGUGGUCUCUGAGAAUCUUUGUCUAUGAAAUUUUGGAUCAAUGUCAGAUUCUGAGCGACUGCCCACCCACCCCUCCCCUAACCAAAAAACAGUCGACUAAUAAUAAGUUAGGGUUGAUGCCGAGUUUGGGGAGGGGUAGGUGUUGUGAAAUUUUUGCUAUGCUUCAGUUACUAAAAGAUGUCUUAUUUUGGUGAAGGUCCCCCUGAGUACGUACCUGGUCCGGUGAAUGGCCACUUGUACGCCCAGGUGGACAAAGCACUCAAGAAGAAAGUGCGAUCCAUGAGCUUGGAUAGUGGUGCCCGGUCAAGAGGAGCGGAACAGUUGAACUUCUUUGAAAACAGAGCAAACACUUUGAAUCGAAAAAAAGCGUACGGAUUUAGAAGCAAAGAAAAUGAGGAUUUUGGACUGACACAACCCAGUCUUCAGCACAACAAUAGCAGCAAAAUGCAGCAUUCGAGUGAGGACGGCCGGAAUAGGGAGAUGAAAUCGUUUGAUAGGCUUCUGCAAGAGCUGGGGGAAUGUUCAGAAAUUUUGGAUUCAACUUUACGACAGGCUGGAUCCGGGUCGAGAGGCGUGCAGUCAUCAGGUAUUCCUGUGGUCAACGGAGGAUCGAGGUCUGUUAUUCCUCCUGGUCCUCCUGUGCGCCAAAAGGCGAGUUUUGAAGUUGGUGAGCGUUACAGUAGGAGUGGCUUAAUAGGAGAACCGCUGAUUCCAAAUGGGAUCAGUGCUGUAAGGUACAACCAAAGUAACGGACCCUCUUUUGGAGCAACGCAUACACGAGUCCCUAUCAAACCGCCGCCAUAUUCACAAAAUAGCUCGUGGAAUGGCAAUGUUAAAACUGGGCAGAUGUCGAAUGGAUAUUCUGACGGGGAUGCGCUUUCGGUUGUCUUACACGACGCGCCUUUGUCUAAAGUGUCACCUGCCAUGUCUCCAACGUCGCCAACAUUUUUCGCCACCACUGAAGUAAUGCCAAGGACGUUAAAAGCUAAAACAGUUUCUCACACCACUUUGGGAUACAACUUUGUUCCAAACAGCGGUGACCAUGUUGACGGUGCUGGUAGGAAUGAAGAUGUUUCCGUCGCCAGCCAAAGGACGACUUCUAGUCCUGGUCAGCAGAGACGAGGUCCUAAAACCUUUGAUUUCAAUAACAAUGAUGAUAAACUAGCCGUCGUCGAAGACUUUUUUCGAUUUAGAAGGGCGAAAAACGAUCCAGGAUUCUGA
Pocillopora meandrina is the source of this 34251-nucleotide messenger RNA. The record is from the annotation of a GenBank genome assembly. Lineage: Eukaryota; Metazoa; Cnidaria; Anthozoa; Scleractinia; Pocilloporidae.